UAUGGCAGAACAACAACAAACUUCUUCUAGUUUCAAACACAUGUCUUUGGAUAAGAUUAUUGAAGCUAUGACUCCAGAUUUAGAAGGUUCCAACGGUCAUUAUGCUCAGUUUAAUGUUCCUUCGCAACAAACCACUUCUCGUAAUUGGGGAGAUUAUGUACCUAGACAAACCAGACAUCACAUCACUGGUCAACCCACACAUUCUAAUUCUGGAAUACAACCUGUGACACCAAUGACCACGUCUCUAUAUAUGCAAGAUAUGUCCAGUUAUGACACUGCAACAACUGAUUCAAUAUAUUUUCCAUCACAAACAACAGUAAAUCAUCUAGGCAUUAAUGAGAAUAAUGAUUUAAUUGGUACCAUUGAUGUCGGAGGUGGUAACUAUAUUAAUGUUAUUUAUGGAAAUGCUUCUCAAAUUAUGGCUGAGCAAUGUCGUCUUUCAAAUAUGACAUCUUACUCUAAUCAAAGUAUCGUUAAUCAGGAGUAUGGGCUUUUCAAUGAUCAACAUAUGACUGUACCAUCUGAGUUGCCAAGUCAAAACUUUAAUGGAAAACAGCUAAUUGACAAUCUAGUUGAAAAUUGGGUGCCAAACCAAUCUGGUACUUACAGUCCAUUUGGAGGAUCUCCCAAUAUCACACCUGUACCGCAAACUGUACGCGAUAUAAGAGAAAGCGAAGAUUUACCCACUAGAAAUAUAUCGGACUCUCAACACAAAAAGCCAAGAAUGGUAGCUGAAGUGAAGCCUAUGCGACCAUCUUAUUCUGAUGUUUUAACGAAAUCUGUACCAACUCCACCAUCUCCAUUAACGAUUCAGCCUAUAAAACCAAAAAUCGAGAUAACAGGCAAGAAAAUCUCUAAUAAGAAUAUGAAAACUAAGAAUAAACCUACUCUGUUGAAGAGACAGAAUUCGUCUGGUAGUGAUGAUCACAAUUCUCCGAAAAUGCAAAUUCCUAAAAAAGUUUUCGAAAAAAAUUCUUCCAAUCUUCCAAGACGUUGGGUAUCACUAGACAACCUUGGUUCACAAUCUGAUUCUCGUCAGAUAAAUACAUUUGAUAGAUCCGUUCAAUUUUGUUCGGAAAAGAAGAAAUCUGAUAAGAAAUCGUCUAAGAAAGCAGAAAAGAAUGAGACUCUCAAUAAUACCAAGAUACAAAAUAAUAAUCCUAAAACUGCAGGAAAUAUUCCAAAACGUCCGAUACAGAUAAAUAAUAACUUGAAUACAAUUAAUACAUCCAGUCAGACAGUCUCAUCUGAAAGAAUAGAAAAGAAUCAACAAAUUAUUAAUAAAGGCAUUAAAGAGGAUAAAAAGACAGUUAAGGAAAAGAAACGUUUUCAAAUUGAAAAAGCCCAGCAACAAAUUAAGAAGGGACAAAGAAAUAGAAAGAGAGACAAUAAAGAAUCUUCUAUUAAAGAUUUAUAUAAAAAUUUAAAUAAAUAUGCGACUCGUUGGAGCAAAAUUCUAUUGAAAAUCUUUUAUUGGCUAUUGCAUUUAAUCUUUGAUGUAGUUAGCAUGAGCGUCAACCUGGUUAUUCAACUUGGUAAAUGCGCUUGGUAUCAUACUAUACUUUAUUUGAAGUGUUGGUGGAUAUAUGUGGCUGUGACAUUUUGUAAAAUUCAUAUUUUCAAUGCUAUUGGUAAACAAUUGGACAAUUGGCUCGGUAGUAGUAAAUUUGCGUUUUGGCGAAAGAUAAAUACUAAGAAGAACGAAGAGAAAGAAGAUAGUGGUAAUUGGAUUCAUGGUGGACUAGAAACUAAUAUUGCGUUACCUAGCACCGGUGAGGAAGCCAUGAAAAGAUUAUUAGCAUGCAAGGGAAAGGAUCCUUACAGCAUACUCGGUGUUACGCCUACGUGCUCGGAUGACGAUAUUAAAAAAUAUUACAAGAGGCAAGCUUUCUUAGUACACCCGGAUAAAAAUAAUCAGCCAGGGGCAGAAGAAGCAUUCAAAAUAUUGGUACAUGCCUUCGAUAUCAUUGGGGAACCGGAACGUAGGCAAGCAUUUGAUCAGACUAGACAAGUCGAAGCGGCUUGGGGUGAUCUAAGCGACUUGCUAUCUCAACUUCAUCGAAAGAUGGAACAAGCAGCAAAUACAAUAAGGUGUACAAAUUGCGGUUUGAGACACAAACGUAUCCCAACACAACGUCCUUGUUAUGCCGCACGAUUUUGCAAUCAAUGCAAAAUACGUCACAGUGCGAAAGAAGGUGAUAUAUGGGCAGAAUCUCGUUUAAUGGGUUUCCUAUGGCACUACUACGCGUGCAUGGAAGGAGCCGUGUAUGAUGUGACUGACUGGGCAGCUUGCCAAGCUGGGAAUCUCAAACAUCUUAGAGCGAAUACACAUGGUGUCCAAUAUAGAAUCGUCUUAGGACAAAGAUUACCGACUCAAACACCCAAUAGCGGUAAAAAGCGGCAACAAAUAGAUCCCAAUACAAGCGAAGCGGAUUUCGAGGAUUUCCUAAACAAUCUCUACAACCAUAGUAAAUGUACUGGCGUUAAUACAUCAGAGGAUCAAAAUUCUUUCAGAAGCGAUAGCAGACGACGCAAAACUAAGCGUAAGAAGUAGAUAAAUAGCAGUAG
This is a messenger RNA of Cyphomyrmex costatus, 2568 nucleotides long. RefSeq names its product dnaJ homolog dnj-5. The coding region runs from base 2 to 2554 and encodes 850 amino acids. The record is from RefSeq and is a predicted model, not a curated record. NCBI's taxonomy places the organism in Eukaryota, Metazoa, Arthropoda, Insecta, Hymenoptera, Formicidae. The transcript has 5 exons.